Molecule: messenger RNA, 963 nt
Organism: Lycium barbarum (goji berry)
Lineage: Eukaryota; Viridiplantae; Streptophyta; Magnoliopsida; Solanales; Solanaceae
Product: serine/threonine-protein kinase BLUS1-like
Exons: 2
Coding region: 1-963 (320 amino acids)
Biological process (GO): protein phosphorylation
Molecular function (GO): protein kinase activity; ATP binding; protein serine/threonine kinase activator activity
Source: RefSeq, a predicted model, not a curated record
AUGCAGAAUAAUCGAGUAAAACUUGGGAAGACCAUCAUUGAUCCAUACACUAAAGAUAUUUACCUUCUGAAUAAGGAAAUUGGUUCUUAUGGAUGUUGCCAUGUUUACAGAGCUCUGUAUUCAAGAUGUAUGGAGAAUGACACACUUGUCCCUUCUGGCCAUGUCACUUUGAAGAUCAUCAACAAGAACUUGCAUGAAAGUGACUGUACCGAGCUUCAACGUCAAGUUCAUACAAGAUUUGAGGCAAUUGGAGUCGUGGGAAUUGGAGUUGAUAAUUCUUUCACAACUCAGGAUUUGUUAUGUGUUUCAUUCCCCUAUAUGUCUGAAGGAUCUCUUCGUUACAUUCUCUCUGCUCGUACUCCUAACAAUAAAAAAAUGCCAGAGUAUUGCAUUGCUAUUGUUCUCAGAGAAGCACUUCUUGGUCUACGAUUAAUUCAUAAUACUGAAAGGGUUCAUAGGACUUUUAAUCAGGGAGAUAUCUUUGUUCAUAUUGACGAUAAUGCUACUGACUCUGCCAGAAUCUUGAUCAAAUUAGCAUUUGAAGCAUUAGUUUACGAUCAUUCCAAAAACAUCAAUACUGAAGGAGCCAGUUCGUCCUCUCCGUUUUUGGACGUUAAGGCACUGGAAUUGGCGUAUGGGGAUUUACCUGUUAGGAAUCGUGAAGACUUGAAUUGUAUAAUCACGAAGUUAAGGGAGAAGAAGAGAUGGACGAUAUCACUUGAAAAGCUGCUGAAGAAGAAAGGGAUUAUCAAGAAAACGUUGGAUUCCUAUAAACGAAAAGAACAGGUGUUUGCAGAGGAGUUUGAGAAGAUGGUUCUGAUUUGUCUUCGUGAGGAUCCUGAGAAAAGGCCAACUGCUGAUCAACUUUUGAAUAAUCCAUUCUUUAGGCAAAGGGAUAUGAAAAAGUUUGAGCAAUUUCUAUUGAGUGGUAAGAAUCCAGGGAAGAGGCCAAUUGAUAAUUGA